AAGUUACUCCAUAAAAUUCUAAAAUUUCCGUGAAUACCAAUUUCGUAACGCAGAAAAUGACAUUCACCCUGUCGACUGAUCCCUCUGACAGCUGAGUCGGCUGACGGGCAGACACCCCCAUUGGGUGUGGCGCCCUCCCUUUCUUGGGGUACAGCACUACAAUGUCUCUGGGGUCACUCAAACCCCCCACAACUGAGCCUCUUCAACUAGUCUUCUACUUUAGUCCAUCCUCUUUGGUCUCCAUCUCGAUUUUUCUCCCCUAACGAGAAUGGUGAUCUGCAAAUAUUUUCAACAGGGUAAUUGUCGUUUUGGACAGUAUUGCCGAUUCGAACAUAUUGGAACUUUUGCAGUGGGUGCUCAAGGUACACUGAAUAAACCAUAUGGAGAUGGUAAAAGUAUUGUGCUUGGAGUAGCUGAAGAAGUUCUAGCAGCCGAACGGGGUGGACAAUGGCUUCUUUCUUGCUUUGGACCCUUCAAAGAACAAGCCUGCAUUCCUGGUAUGGAAGAUAUAUCUCCAGACGAAGUACGAUGGGAAAUAUACCAAGCUCAGAAAAAUGGCACCGUUGAUCAGACAAAACUUCAAUUCCAACAGCUGUGUCGAGCUAUGACAAUCAAGCGGGAGGCAUUGAAAAAUCCCACUCAUGGGACCGCAGACAUGCUGGAAAAAUUGCAAAAGAUUCAACAAGAUUCUAGCUUCCCACCUCAAUCUAACUUCAUACUUUCCACUCCACAGUUGGGUGGAUCUAUAUCUGGAAAUGGUGUAUUCACCUCCAAAACAUUUGCUACUCCUCCAUCAGGAUCAUUCGGUGAAAAUGCCAAUCAAACAUCAAUUUCUCAAAUAUCAAGCAAUAUUUUUGCACGUUCCAGUAAUAAUGGUACGUCGUCGUUUGGAGGAGGUUUUGGCGCGGCUUCUACAUUUGGUGCUUUUGUCGGACCACAAGUGACAUCCAUUAGCAUUUUCGGGGGUGGCACAAAGAGUCAAACAUCAAAUUUUGCCAACUCUCAGGCAAUGCCGACUGGUUUUGGUUCCACUACAUCAGCCACCGCCACCGCCACCGCCACCGCCACCGCCACACCACCAACACCAGUAUCCCAAACAAAUACAUUGGCAUUCAAUACACCCAACAAUCAAAGUUUAUUCAAUACAAAUCAACAACAAAAAACGAGCAUUUUUCCAACAAGUCAAUCGAGUUCAGCAUUUGUCGGAGGAAAUGGUCAAAGUCAGGGAACAAAUAUAUUUGGAGGAGGUAUUUUUAAUGGACCAGCCUCGACGAGCAUUUUUGGUAACUCCAAAAAUACAGUAGCAUUCGGUAGUACUCCAACAUUUGGUGUGAGUGGAGGAGGAUUAGGAGGGGCGAAAACUUCAAGCAUUUUCGGUAAUCAGGGGAGCUUCACCAAUUCUGCAAGUCCUUUUGUUCAAACGACGGUACAGCAAAAUUCUUCUUUGGUCACAACAACCAGACCAACUACCAAUAAUUUUGGAACGUUAGCUACAUCAAGUACGAGUAACUUCACAAAUGCUCCCAAUAAUACUCUUUCUUUCGGAAAUGAUAAUAAUCCAUUGAAUUUGAGCGAUAAUGUUUCAUUGGGUAAAUUGGCAGCUGUUACUACUGGUGUUACGUUUGGGCAGCCGUUUCCCAUUACUUCUCUCGAUAAUUCACUCUCUGGAGUUUCUAAAGCUAAUGUUUCGACAUCUUUUGGAAACACCAUUGAGCCACCGGAAAAGUUUACUAAUAAUAGCAGUGGCCCUUUCAUUUCAACCACAAUACCACUUGCAUCUAAUAAUCCCUUUAUUACAAAAUCUCAAUUAUCCGGUGAUUCUUUUGGAUCAAAACCAUUUUCUGGAGGUACCAAUGACGAGUCUACUUUGAAUGAGAUGACUACAAUUUACAGCACAAACGAAAAUCUUUCUGAUAAUGAUAGGGAGAUGUUUCUUGCAGAAAGCUUUAUAUUGAGUAAAAUACCAAUAAGACCACCUACCAUUGAACUCCGAUAGAAGCUAAAGCGUUAAUUCUUCAUGGACGUGCGCCUUUGGGGACCCGAAGACUUGUUAUAAACAUUUCCUUGGUUGUUUUACAAUAAAAUUAUUGCAAAACAACCUUCAAAUUCUCACACCCUUUCACAACCUUUCACUCAGUAUAGUGAAUAAUGAAUAGAUGACACCAUGCAAGUAAAAAAAAAUGCAAUUACGAACCUAUUUGGCUGAUUGUAUAACAAUUUGUAAACAAUUGAAUGACAUGCUUGCCAAUUAUCUCCAAUGACAAAUUUCCAUUUAUAUAUUUUGCAUAUAAAUACAUAUUUAUUUAUAAUAGAAUAAUAAAAUUGAGAAAAUAACCACACUGUAUUUACAGCAUUGCAUAGGGAAAAAAAAAUGUAACUGUAUUGUUAUUAUAUAUUUUUACUUGGACUUAUAAUAAAUAAGAGCUAGGAAUGAGUAUUGAUUGGCGAUAAAAACUUAUGAAAUUCUGAGAUUGUUAAAAUGGAUAAAAAUCAUGAAGGCAGCUUCAACAUCGUCUUGAUAAUCAAACAAUCCAGCAUUAAUACAAUGAAAUUUUCUUCUAAUUUUUACUGUAUUUGUCUCUCGAUUUUUUUGAAAUAUACUAUGAAAAUUCCAUUUUACAAACGACUAAAAUGAAAAUUAGGAUUUUCAAUCAUAAAAUAAAGUCAUAAAAUCCUAAAUUAUCAUACUAGUUUUUAAUAUGAAUUUUAAUAAUUUGGCAGUGAGAUAUUUCGAAUGAACAUGAUAAAACUGAAGAAUCGGCAUUUGGUGAUAGUUUUAUAUUUAUAUUGGGUAUUUUUUAUUAUUGUUGUUGGCAUUAAAAAAGUGCACAUUCAAGUGUGCAAACUUUUAUCUCUCAAGGAUCAUUCAUCAUCACUUAUAAAUUUUAUAAUCAAUAAAAUGCCACCUUAUACUGUCUUGUU
Molecule: messenger RNA, 2922 nt
Organism: Fopius arisanus
Lineage: Eukaryota; Metazoa; Arthropoda; Insecta; Hymenoptera; Braconidae
Product: nuclear pore complex protein NUP98A-like
Exons: 5
Coding region: 269-1996 (575 amino acids)
Molecular function (GO): metal ion binding
Source: RefSeq, a predicted model, not a curated record